GAGCGUGAAAAAGCAGCGGCGCAAUUCCAGUCACACAUCACCGAAGCCGGGCUCGUCCGCCGGCGCGCUCCCUUCCCUUCUCCCUCAAGAAACUUCUCGACCUCGCGCCUCUCCCGGCCCCCCGCAAGCGCGACUUCUUUCACUCGGCGUCUCUUAGCCCGCUGCUUGCUCCCUUCCGCCCGAGCGGGAUCCCCUCAGCGGACGCAAAGGAAGCCUUGCUCUUCCCCCCCAUCCCCCACCUGGAGCCUGGAGGCGAGAGGGAUCGCGCGACCUCGCUCCCCGCCCGGGCUGUGCGCGAAGAGUUUGGGAGAGGCUCCUCUGCCAGCUCUCGGCAACGCCCUCGCCGCGGCCAGACUAUUUGUAGGAGUCGCCCGGAGAGGAUCCCCGAGCAGUUGGGCGGCCGGAGGAGGAAUCCAGCAGCCACCUCCGCCGGGAAGAAAGCGGGCUUCGAAGCGGGAGGUGGGUGGGGAGAGGAUGUCUCUGGGCUGGGGCCAGGGCUCUGGGAAGAUGCUGCUGCCUCCGUCCGCUCUGCUGCUUGCCCUGGCCGGGCUACUGGCUUCCUGGGCGCCUCUGGCGCUGGGCGCGGCUUGCGAGCCGGUGCGCAUCCCUCUGUGCAAAUCUCUGCCCUGGAAUAUGACCAAGAUGCCCAACCACCUGCACCACAGCACGCAGGCCAACGCCAUCCUGGCCAUGGAGCAGUUCGAAGGGUUGCUGGGCAUCCACUGCAGCCCGGACCUGCUCUUCUUCCUCUGCGCCAUGUACGCGCCCAUCUGCACCCUCGACUUCCAGCACGAGCCCAUCAAGCCUUGCAAGUCCGUCUGCGAGAGGGCCCGGGCCGGUUGCGAACCGGUCCUCAUCAAGUACGGCCACGCCUGGCCGGAUAGCCUGGCCUGCGACGAGCUGCCGGUCUACGACCGAGGGGUCUGCAUUUCCCCCGAGGCGAUCGUCACAGCCGAAGGAUCCGAUUUCCCUAUGGAUUCUAAUAAUGGGAACUGUAGAGGCACCAAUGCCGAGCGCUGCAAAUGCAAGCCUAUAAAAGCUACCCAGAAGACCUACCUUCGGAACAAUUACAACUAUGUUAUUCGGGCUAAAGUUAAGGAGGUAAAGACCAAAUGUCAUGAUGUCACUGCAGUGGUCGAAGUAAAAGAAAUUCUAAAAUCUUCAUUGGUGAACAUUCCUAGGGACACGGUCAAUUUAUAUACAAACUCUGGCUGUCUUUGCCCACCACUUAACGCUAAUGAAGAAUAUAUCAUCAUGGGCUAUGAAGAUGAGGAACGUUCUAGACUACUCUUAGUGGAAGGCUCCAUAGCUGAGAAAUGGAAGGAUCGUCUCGGUAAAAAAGUGAAGCGCUGGGACCAGAAACUCCGUCAUCCUGCCAAAGGCAGAAAUGAACCUGGACAAAGUGAUUCUGCUCCCAAAUCUGGGAGAAGCACCAAUCCACGACAAAGGCGCAACUGAGAUGAAAAAUACCUUGAGGCCAAAACUAAUCCAUGGACUUGUAUAAAUUAAAAGACUUGCCUUCUUGAAGCAGCAAAAGAGAAAUUGCACUAUUGCACGUUGCCUUUUAUUGUUUACUAUGAGUUCAUUUUGUAGCCAAUGUUAGUUGUUUAUUUUUUCUUCCCCCCUUGUUUUUUUGCCUUUUGCAUUGUGCAGGAAUACAAACACUUGGAAAAGAAAGGUAUAUUAUAUUCACAAACAUCUAUCUGUGAAUUACAUUGACAAACAUUUUUCUUUCUUUGAAUGGCCAAAUUGAUUUUAUUAGAUGCUCAUGAUAAUUGUUUGUAUACAGUUCUUUCAGUCUAGAAAGCCACAAAUACUAUAUGUAUAAACAAGUUGCCUGAAAGGACAUUUUUUAAAAAAACGAAUCCCACAAAUUCUUAGGUUGUAUUAAGAAACAUAAUCCAAAUUCCCCUGUAAUUAUAAAGAAGAAUGAGGUGGAUGUGAAGAAUAUCAGGACCCCACAUAUUAAGAAAAAUUAUGAUUUUAAUGGGCCUUUUCUAAUAGAAAUAAAACGCCAAAAGGCAAAUGAGUUCUAAAAGUUGUUAUCUGGGAAACACAAACUAUUUUUAUAAUUGGCAAAUGGAAAAAUUGAUCAAUUUUAAAGAGUUCGCCCCCUUCUCCUUACUCAUAUGGAUACUCUUUAUGGCAGCCUAGAUUAUGCAAAGAGAUUAUACCAAGAGAAUCCAGCCUUUUAGAGUAGGUUUGCUAAUAAAUGUCAAUUCCGCUUCAAUAAACCACUUAUAUGAAGCUUUGUUUUAAAACAUUAGCCAUGACAAAGACCACACCAAGGACUUACUUUUGAAAGUCUUAAUCCUUCUGGGAAAAGUUGUAUAGAAUUGUUAAAAUCUUGCCCAAAGAUACCCCAUACUUGUUUUCUGUUAACACUUCUCCCUCCUUUUCAUUGUUGCUGCCAAGUUAUAGGAAUACAAGCAAUCAUCUUCAGGCCUCCAUCUCAGCAUAGAUCUGCAUUUUAUCAUUUCAGGCUGUCUUUUUUGAUUGUAUUUCAUUAUCUAUAUGCAACUGGAAUGUUUAAUGGUCAAUGUUGGGGAUCUGGAUGAAUUCUUCUGAGAAAGCUGAAAAGGUGAUCCCUCAGCUAUUAUUGGACUAAAACUUCCUACCAUGUUGACUGUGGACAAUGGGAGUCUGAGUCUAACACUGCUGGAGAACCAUAGGGUCUUCACCCUUACCAGUAACAAAUAAAAGCAUCAACUUCUUUGCAAUCAGCAGACAUUUUAAAUAACUUACAAUGCAUAUUUCUAUUCAAUAAGUGCCAACAGAUCAUCCUAAUGAUCAGAUCUUUUAAGUCUUUUGUAGCAGUGCCAAUAGCUUGGAGUUGUAAUUCCUAUCUUUCUCCCUUUCUGAAUUGAAAUAAAACAAUUAUUUUAGCAAAAAAAGAAAUGGCAUGUCUUUCUUUGGCAUGUAAUAGUAUGGUGGUAUCAUUCAGAAAUUAAAUUUAAAUUUAAUUUAAACUAGACUGAGUGCAUACGUAAGGCUUCAAAAUGAUAAUGGUUAGAUAUAAUUUUCAUCAUAUUUCAAUAUGACCCCAAAAAAGAAUCCCGGGGGGAGGGAAUCUUUUCUGAAGAGGAAGUGGCAUGCAAUAAUUAACUUUGAUCAUCAUUCUCCCUUUUUUCUAUUUUUUUUCUUUUCUUUUCUUUUCUUUUUUGUUUGCAUCCUUCCUCCAAUUUUUUACUUCUCUAGUCAUUCUUAGCUUUAUACCAGGGGUGAAAUUCUGCAGGUUCUGACAGGUUCUGGAGAACCGGUAAAUGAUAUUUUGAGUAGUUCGGAAAACCAGCAAAUACCACCUCUGGCUGGCCCCAGAAUGGGGUGGGAAUGGAGUUUUUUGCAAUAUCCUUCCCCCAGGAGUGGGGAGGGAAUGUGGAUUUUGCAGUAUCCUUCCCUUGCCAUGCCCACCAAGCCACGCCCACAGAACCAGUAAUAAAAAAAAUUGGAUUUCACCCCUACUUUAUACCCUUUUGGUUUAAAAUGUGUCUCAAGGUCAAGAUGUAACACAUUUUUUUUAUAUGAAAAAGCUUCCCAUACUCAUUGCAUCAUGGUCCUGCAUGACUAAAAAUGAAUCAGAUACAGAUAUUUUGCAGAUUUUAUUUUCAAUAAUGAUUGACAUUGUUUUUUCUUGGGUGCAGCUCUAAAUGUACUUUAUAUAAGUGCACAGUUGCCAGUUACUUCUUUUUUUAAAAAAAAAAGGCAUAAAUAUGCUGUACUUGUGGAACAAUGUAUUAUGUCAAGAUAAAACUUUACUGAUGGCAA
Messenger RNA from Pantherophis guttatus, 3765 nucleotides. It is a transcript of the gene FRZB, whose product is annotated as frizzled related protein. Gene Ontology annotation, cellular component: cytoplasm. Gene Ontology annotation, biological process: non-canonical Wnt signaling pathway; canonical Wnt signaling pathway. NCBI's taxonomy places the organism in Eukaryota, Metazoa, Chordata, Lepidosauria, Squamata, Colubridae. Gene Ontology annotation, molecular function: Wnt-protein binding. The record is from RefSeq and is a predicted model, not a curated record.